Molecule: messenger RNA, 717 nt
Organism: Colletotrichum gloeosporioides
Lineage: Eukaryota; Fungi; Ascomycota; Sordariomycetes; Glomerellales; Glomerellaceae
Exons: 2
Coding region: 1-717 (238 amino acids)
Source: RefSeq, a predicted model, not a curated record
AUGAAACGACGUUUGAUUUUCGUUUUCUUACUUGUGCUUCACAGUAAAACAACCUUUUGCCAGGGCUGCUUUUUCCCUGAUACCAGUACAGAUACGAGGGGAAAGAGAUGCUUCGAGCCCCAGGAGGGAAAGGCCGCAGGGUGCUGCUACGACGACCAUUACUGCCUUGACAACGGCCUUUGCCUCGAGCCGAGGGCAUUUACAAUAUACCGGGCUUCUUGUACAGACCGCACAUUUAGAGCCGACGGGUGCCCUACAGUGUGUCUGAAGCAAUCUGAGGAUGCUCAUCGAGGCGUCAAUUGGUGUCCCGUGGAAAAGAUCUGGACAUGCGAAGAUGCUGGGAUCUGCAACAAGACUAGCAUCUCAAUGGAGAGUCCAGUACAAAUCAUUAUGAAUGCUACCGCCACGGCUGAUCCUAACGGCGUCUCUAAGAGCGUCGGGAUUUCCACAAGGGCGGUAGUAGGCGUUGGAGCUGGCAUAGGGAUACCGCUGUUAAUCAGCGUUGCUGUGCUCGCGACGUUGUUGGUUCGCGAGAGAAAGAAGUCAAAAGCAGCUUUGCUGUCACAGCCAAUUCUUAUGCCAAACCAAGCUUCCUCGAAGCCUGCAAACUUGUUCGCUUCACCAGAUCGGUCUCAUUAUCAACUUCAUAGGGUAGACGGAGAGAGAACAACGGAGCUAGCAACGGAUGCAACUGUGAGGCACGAGCUGCCUCAGUGA